UUACUCCCUCCUACUGCUGUUCCCUCAAAGCAGGGAAUAACGACGGGGAGGAGGCAGAUUUGGAUUGAUUCGCUCGCGGUUCUCAACGUCAAUGGUCCACACCUGGAUGUGUGUUUGACAGAAAGGUUAAGGAGGGGUUGCUAUGCCAACACAGCCUGGUCCUGAGUUUGAGGUGAACAGGGCAGAAGAGUUCUCCCAGACCAAGGAGACGGCCGCGGGCAUGCAGGACUCUGCUUCAGACAACAAGAUGGCCAGACAGGACCAGGAAUCCAAACUGAUUGACGACAACAGGGACAUGGACGAUGUGUCGGAGAAAACCACCCCGAGCAAGACCCCGAAAUCCCCUCAGAAGACUUCCAAAAGGCCAAAAACGGUCCCCUUCAAGGUCACCCUUAUGGACACAUCCGAGUAUGAAGGAGGGAUUGAGAAGCACUGCAAAGGACAGUCACUGCUGGACCUGGUGUGUGAGCACCUCAACCUCCUGGAAAAAGACUACUUUGGCCUGACGUUCAGCGACGUGGACAGCCAAAAGAAUUGGUUGGACCCCUCCAAGGAGAUCAAGAAGCAGAUGCGCACGGCUCCGUGGCACUUUGCCUUCUCGGUGAAGUUCUACCCUCCAGACCCGUCCCAGCUCACAGAAGACAUCACCAGGUACUAUCUGUGCUUGCAGCUGAGAGAUGACAUGCUGUCGGGUCGUCUGCCCUGUUCCUUUGUCACCCAUGCCCUGCUGGGGUCCUACGCCGUGCAGGCCGAGCUGGGAGACUAUGACGCCAACGACCACGGCCCCGACUACGUCACCGACUUCCGCUUUGCACCCAAUCAGACGCGGGAGUUGGAGGAGAGGGUCAUGGAGCUCCAUCGGAACUACAGGGGUAUGACUCCAGCUGAAGCAGAAAUCAACUUCCUGGAAAAUGCUAAGAAGCUAUCCAUGUAUGGGGUAGAUCUCCAUCAUGCCAAGGAUUCUGAAGGGAUUGACAUCAUGCUGGGCGUUUGUGCCAAUGGGCUUCUAAUCUAUCGCGACCGCCUGAGGAUCAACCGCUUCGCCUGGCCAAAAAUCCUAAAGAUCUCCUACAAGAGGAGCAACUUCUACAUCAAAAUUCGGCCUGGAGAGUACGAGCAGUUUGAAAGCACUAUUGGCUUUAAGCUCCCCAAUCACCGGGCAGCGAAGCGACUGUGGAAGGUCUGCAUUGAGCACCACACCUUCUUCAGGUUAGUGUCUCCAGAGCCUCCUCCCAAGGGUUUCCUGGUGAUGGGAUCUAAGUUCCGCUACAGCGGACGGACCCAGGCUCAGACUCGGCAAGCCAGCUCGCUGAUAGAUCGUCCGGCGCCGCACUUUGAACGCUCCACCAGCAAGAGGUACCUGCUGUCCCGCAGUCUGGAUGGAGCAGAGUUCUCCCGGCCAGUGUCAGCCAUGUGUGAGAACCAGGACGGUCUGUCCCAGCGCAGCGUCAGCCAACAGCCCCACCUGUACAGCCCCUCUGGGGAUGAACUGGAUACAGAACUGGAACCUCCUAGUCUGGAGCAGGAGGACCAUAAUGAGGGUCAGGAUGAAGGACAUGAUCUGGAGGAAGACCGGGCCCAGGAGGAGGACAGUGUCACCAGCCCCAGCAAGAAGAAAGAGAUCAAGGAGGAUGCUGGGUCCCCGCUUGACAAUAUACAGGAGUUGGACCAUGAGACAACCCCUCGACACAAGGAGUUUUUGGAUAAAUCAGAGGAUGUCUUAUUGAAGCACCAGGCCAGUAUCAAUGAGCUGAAGAGAGCCCUAAGGGAACCCAACAGCAAGCUGAUGAACCGUGAGAAGCGGCUUUCAGGAACGUCCCCAGGUGGCACGCCGGAGAAGAAGGCUGUGGGGGGCAAGGACCUAGUAAACAGCCUCUCUGUAGAAGGCUUCAUCCAGAAGACUGUGGUGACUUCCCCAGAGGGCUCUGAGGAGUGGGUAUUGAUUGAGAAACAACACACUUAUCAACAGGAUCAUGACUGGAAGGCAGAGGAACAGAGCAAAGCUUCCACUUCGCCUCCGCCAUUGUUCUUUGAUUCUUCUCGGGGAAGAAAGAAAGAAUUGGAAAAGGAGAUACAAGAAGCCAAGAUGAUUCAUAUCGAGGUUACAGGGGAGGAUGGGCAAGAAAUGAGAACCGAUAUUGAUAGCUUUCCUUCGCCCAAAGUCUCAAGGGAAGCCUGUGAGAAAUUUUCCGAACCACAGCUGACUAGUGACAGGCGGUUUGUGGUGGAAUUAGCUGAAACGGCUGAAUCUUUUGAAGUUGAUUCACAUUGCAAUGUGUCUCGUGGUGAAGACUCUGGGGCAGUGAAUGACAUAUUCCCGGCCCCCGUGUCAGCCCCAGUCCCAGUCCCAGUCCCAUUCCGAGACUCUGUGAAGGAUCUUCCACUCAACAGACCUAGAAAAAAGAAGAGACCGAAUAGUUUAAACCUGGGAAUGUCCACGGAGUUCAUCUACGAGCAGGAGGGCGAUGCCUCAAACAGUGAAGAAGACAAGGAGGGAUCAGAUUGGGAGGAAGGUCCUACGGAGAAGACAGAUGCAGGACUAACAGAUCAGCCCGACGACAGUCCAACAAAAGAUGAGCCAGAAGACCCGUGUUGGGUGAUGAGUCCACUGAUGAGAGAUGACGAGAGGUCACCAGAGAUGAGUCCCCUGAUGAGACGAGUGGAGAGAUCACAAGAGAUACAAUGGAAGGAGAAAGUGGAGUCUGACUCAUUGUAUGAAGAUAACGAGAAGGACAAUAUUGGACAAGAUGAUAAGAUUUGGAGAAGUGCUGUUUAUGAGCAUCCAAGGUGUGAUGCAUGGGAACAGACUAAGAGCUUCAUUGCUGAGGUCCAGCCAACAGACGACGGGCUUGGCUCUGUCAAUGGUCCCGGGGAAACAAAACGUGAUAGAUUAGCAGAGCAGGUUAGAGAACAGGUUAAAACAUUUCAUCUCAGAGAAAGGAGUGUGACUGAAGAUGGAGACCAGGUGGCAGAGGUCAAACUGAGAGAGGUCAAGACACACGAGAGAAAAACUAGUAACUCUGGGGGGGAAGACAUGGAAUGUCUUAUGUCAGAGGUCAGGGGUCCGAGAACUUCUUUUCAAAGACUCUCAGGCAGCAGUCAGGCAGAAAUCACUAGGAUCGUGCCUCUCAAACCUGAAAGGUUGAAGAGCUUAGCGUGCAAAGAUGAACAUGACAGAGGAAGUCAGGAGACUGAGUCUGAGCAGAGUGGAGUUCUUACAAGAGAGACCAGACGGUCAGAAGGACCCUCGGACCUCAGCCGGAAUGACACAUCCACUUUCACCCUUCCUACAUCACUCAUCUCAAGCAACGUUAGUCCAGUAAAACGGAGUCACUCCCCAACCUUGACAUACAGAGAUGCCCCACAGGAGCAGGGAAGCUUCUGGGGUCAGGAAGGCUUGGCGAGAGUCGAGGCUAAAUCUGAAGAGGUGGUUCAGGAACAGGGAAGCUUCUGGGGUCUGGAAAGCUUGGCGAGAGUCGAGGCUAAAACUGAAGAGGUGGUUCAGGAACAGGGAAGCUUCUGGGGUCUGGAAAGCUUGGCGAGAGUCGAGGCUAAAACUGGAGAGCUUGUUCAGAAACAGAGCAGUGCUGCCUGUGACGAUCCCUUUCAGGCUGCCAGAGAAGCCAUAGAGAGUAAUCAGUUUCUCAGCUUUAAGGCUUCAGCUCCAUCUACAGCCUCAGCGCUCCCCAGAACAGCUCCUCCUGCCCCUCCAGUGAAAACACAGAAGGCCAGAGAGUCUGGACUCAUACUCCGGAACUUCAACCGCAAUACUAGCAGGGAGCCUGGCCUAGACGCUGCCAAGAAGAGACACUCGGAGCCUCUCUCCGCUCCUGCCAUUUAUGAAGACACAGUAGAUGAUGCCAAGACGGAACCCUGGGAAAGGAGGCCUCGGCCGGGCUCGGCCUUGGAGGACCACGAGCACGACACGGGCUGCCCAAAAGAGACCCACCUGGGAAUCGAGAGGAAGUGUUCCAGCAUGACGGUCAGCUCCACGUCCAGCCUAGAGGCCGAGGCGGACUUCACCGUCAUCAUGGACCUGCACUCGGGCGUAGAGGAGUACUCCAAGGGCAUGUCUGAGCUGGGGGAACAGGGGGAGAGGAUGCCCGAGGUGGGCAGGGAGGACUUUGAGGAGACGUCCAGGUUCUAUUCGGCCCGUCUCAUGGGCUCCUAUGACAUGUCGCCUGUAGAGGAGAGGCCCCCUGUGCACCAUGAGGAACGGGCCCACCACGAGCCUCCUGUCGCCAGGAAAGACGCCAGUGCUGUCAGCACUGCCCAGCUGCUGAAGAGGGCCGAUUCCAAGAAGGAGACGCACACCAACGGGUCAGAGGUCACAAGCACCCACAUCAUGUCAGAGCAGCAAAUGGAGGCUGACGUCAACUGUAACGAGACUAAGGUCUCCAGCAGCACUGAUGUGGUUCAGCCACCAGAGGGCGACCUGAACCAGAACCAUGGAGUUGUCGUUAGUAAGGAGUCUCCAACCCCCAUCAAAGAAAAUGGCUCCCCCGUGAAGGCAGGCACACUAGGGAGAGAGGCUGUUAUGGUGUCUCCGCUGACCGUCACCGCUGACAACUUCACCUCAGCAACCACAACUCAAGUUACCAAGACAGUGAAAGGUGGAUACUCUGAGACAAGGAUUGAGAAAAGGAUCAUCAUCACAGGAGACGAUGAUGUAGACCAACAUCAGGCCCUUGCCAUGGCAAUACAAGAAGCCAAGCAGCAACACCCUGACAUGUUGGUGACAAAAGCAGUGGUUGUCAGGGAAACAGAAUCUCCCACAAAGGAGCAACAUAGGAAAUCUGAGUCCUGAUCAUCUGUGGUGGUUCCAGGGGACACAGUCAGCUCCCUGACCCUUCAAACAUCACCCUGCAGAAGGACUGCAGUAAACUACCCACAGUGUAUACGACAAUUAAACCUACCGACGCAACAAUCUCUGUCUCCUCUGCAACACAAUAUGCCUCCGCCUGUCUUUUCAGCCAAAACCGACUGUGAUGCCGCCCCUGAACCCCCCCCCACCACCACCACUACACAACCCCCC
Messenger RNA from Esox lucius (northern pike), 5035 nucleotides. RefSeq names its product band 4.1-like protein 1. Bases 143 to 4807 code for a protein of 1554 amino acids. Gene Ontology annotation, cellular component: cytoskeleton; plasma membrane. The transcript is spliced from 26 exons. Gene Ontology annotation, biological process: cortical actin cytoskeleton organization. Lineage: Eukaryota; Metazoa; Chordata; Actinopteri; Esociformes; Esocidae. Gene Ontology annotation, molecular function: actin binding; structural molecule activity. The record is from RefSeq and is a predicted model, not a curated record.